This is a messenger RNA of Exophiala mesophila, 1852 nucleotides long. RefSeq lists its product as hypothetical. The transcript is spliced from 2 exons. The record is from RefSeq and is a predicted model, not a curated record. Gene Ontology annotation, biological process: mRNA cis splicing, via spliceosome. The coding region runs from base 514 to 1764 and encodes 416 amino acids. Gene Ontology annotation, molecular function: nucleic acid binding. NCBI's taxonomy places the organism in Eukaryota, Fungi, Ascomycota, Eurotiomycetes, Chaetothyriales, Herpotrichiellaceae. Gene Ontology annotation, cellular component: precatalytic spliceosome.
AAUAAAUACCUGUCGUCCACACCAGGCGCAAUACACCAAAUCCUCCAGAUCAUGGCAAACCAUCUUCCCAGUUGAAGCCAUGCCCAAUGACUCUAACCUCCCUCCCGCGCCUCCUCCCCGAGGUGGCCUCUCCCUCUACGCCAACUUGUUAGGUCCAAAAAGUGAUACGCCUGGCACCAUCUCCAGUGCCCCCGUCUCCUAUGGCAAAGUCAAUGAAUCAUCCCCCGAGCAGGAUGAAGCUGUCAAGAAACAGCAAGCUCUCGCUGGUACAUCAUUCAUCGUAAGAACCUAGAUAGGUUUGGAUAUGGAUUUGCUCACGUGUUGCCAUGUUUGGUCGUAAUUCCAGCCUCCCUCAGAUUCCAACCCACCAGAAGACCUCAAUUGUCUGCCCAAAAGGCAAAAGCAAAGUCCAUUGCCAGCAAAUUCGCCCCGCCUGCUGCCGCUGCCGUUCCCGCCACCACUGUAGCAACCGAGUCAACUCAAGAUGCUCCGUCAGAGAUCCAAACCCCAUCAAUGGCGCCCAAGACAACUCUCGCCGACUGGAUCGCCACGGCGUCAGACGAUGAUGAUGUCAAUAACUUCUAUGCCUCCGGCCCCAAACGAGAGCGAGGUGGUCGUAAGAAGCGCAAAAAGAAGAAGCAAGAGGUUGAAGUGAUUCAAAACUGGGACGACAUUUAUGACCCUAGCAGACCAACUAAUUACGAGGACUUUAAGCGCAGCGAAGAAAAGAUCCUUGAAAUUCGGGAGUGGAAAGAUCUUCUAUACAGACACAAGAUGAAACGGAGAGGAUCAAGUGAAUCCGACAGCGAUAGCUACCGUCCUAUGAAUAAACAAUUCGCGCCACCAAUGUCCUUUGCCCCUCCACCAAAUCUCAAUAACGAGUCGCCGCCACCACCACCACCAGCUCCUGCGGUCGAUCUUCCGAAUGAUGACACAGGAGAGGAUGCGUUCUUACGAAGGAUGCGCAUGAGUGGGAUGCAGGUCGACAGCCUGCCAUUUCCACAGAGAGAAGACGAACCAGACAACCAAACUUCGAAUAAUACCUUUACGCCCCGUCCACUGGCACCGCCCACGGGGCAGAUCUCGAGAGCGCCAAUACGCUACAGCCUUCCGGACGCCCCUGUUGAGAUUCCUACCACCGAGAGUGAGCUGGCCCAGAAACUGGCUGAAUCAAAUCAAGCGGAAGACGAGUCGGAAGAUGCGCCUCGAUCCAACCGCCCAGGCCAAGCAGGAUUUGCUGAAAGACUGAUGUCCAAAUACGGAUGGACCAAAGGUCAAGGUCUUGGGGCCCAGGGCACCGGCAUCAUCAAUCCUCUUUACGCUAAAGCCGACAAGCGCAAGAAGAAGUCUGAUGCUGAAGGGGGAGGUUUUGCCACGCCCACAGCAAUGGGCAAGAUCCUCGGCGGCAACAAGUCCAAAUCGGCAGAAGCAGAAGAAGAGGGCAAGUUCGGGGCCAUGUCAGAAGUUGUUCGACUUGACGGCAUGCUGCAAGGAUUAGAUCUCGACGAAGAACUUGGAAGGGAAGAGGGUGGCAUCAUGCAAGAAAUCGGGGAGGAGUGUGGAGACAAGUACGGCAAGGUCGAACGAGUCUACCUCCACCGACCAGACCAACCUGACGACCAAGCCCUGGUAUUCGUCGCCUUUGUCAGUCAGCUAAGUGCGCUGAGAGCGGUCAAUGCACUUGAAGGCCGGAUUUUUAAUGGGAACAUAAUCACAGCGAGGUUUUGGCCUAAGGAGAAGUUUGAUGCUGGACAAUAUCUUUGAGUUAGACUUUGGUCUGGUAGAAAUGCCAAAUUAAUCAGAAUCUGGGCCUAUUGAGAUGGCUGGACUCCAGACAAUGGAAACACUCUCA